AUGCCAGAUGCGCAAAGUCGGCGGCGCGUGCUGAUCGCGGCGUAUCUGCUGCCGAAAACCAUCGAGUUCCAGUCUAACGAGGCACACGAGGCAGAUGAAAGUGCCAUCGAGCGGACGUACUCACCGCCCACCCAGCAUGGCACGUCCUAUACCGAGCAGCUCGCGCACCAGCUCACCUCGUCCCUCAUGGAGGCGAUCGACAAAGAACAAGCACGCUCGCGUGUACUCGCCGGUCGGCCUGGACGCGUAUCGACCACCAUGUCGUCGUCACCACGGCAAGCGCUCUCGGCGCCGCGAGACCGAGUGAACAUGGCCGAGCUGAUGGCCGAUGCCGCGGCCGGCACGAAGCCAUCCUACCUACAGCGAUCUUCCUCCUCGAUCACCUCGUAUGAAGUGGAUAUGGAACAAAGACACUCGGACAACGCGCCGCAGGCGGUAAAAAGUUCGCUCUCCGAUCACGGCCGUCGCGCGAGUGCACAGGGCGAGCUGGGCACCUCGCAAGCUACGCCACCGCGAUCCAUGCCCCCGCCCGUAUCUUCCGCCUCCUCUACCUCCCCCUUACCGAUACCGAUCAGCAUUAUAUCCGAUCUAGAGGCCAAGAGCCAUCAAGGCACAGCUACGGCACCCACGCCGAAAGAGAAUCCGUACGGACUCGGCUCCAGCACACCCGUCCCGCCCGUUCGAUCCUCGGCCGCGACAUCGAGCACGACGCCACGGCUCAUGGAGCACCCUCACCUCGCGCCUGGCUGGACGGACGGGAUCGAGGCGAUCCACACCUCCUCGGCGCCGAAUGCCGCCCCACGACCAAGAGGGCCCACACCUGCCUCGACGGAAGGAGCUGUGCGCGAUGAAGAGAGACGGACCAGCACCGUGUGGCGCUUCAACAUCGCACGGCCAGCGCUUCGAUCGCGCAGCAAGCGAUUCUCAUCAUCACAGCAAAGGAUCCCUUUCGAGUUCCUGCCGAAUCCAGGUGCGAAUCACGGCCUCUUCAAUGCCGUCAACAGUGCCGGCACGCAGGUCGCGAGCAGGUCAGUCUAUGUCGGCACGCUCGGUAUCGAGAUGGACUGGCUUUCCACGCACAUGCGCGCCGAGAUCGAUGCGAAAGCGAUGGACCAGCACAAAUGCGUGCCGGUGUGGCUGAAGGACGACGAGUAUGUCCACUGCUACCAUCACUAUUGCAAGCAAAUUUUGUGGCCCGCCUUCCACUAUACGCAGCCGAGUGCGCAGGCGCUCGAGACCGAGCAUGAUGCGUUUCACGCCUACGUCAAAGUGAACCAAAGCUUUGCGGAUCGCAUCGUGGCCGAGUACCGCGAAGGCGACGUGAUCUGGAUUCAUGACUACCACCUCCUUCUGGUGCCGGCCAUGGUCCGUGCCGUGCUGCCUCGUGCACCGAUCGGGCUGUUUGUGCACAUUGCCUUCCCGUCCAGCGAGAUUUUCCGGUGCCUCAGCCGGCGCGAGGAGUUGCUUCGUGGCAUGCUCGGCGCGGAUCUGAUUGGAUUCCAGACGCACAACUUCUUCCAGCAUUUCCGCCAGACGGUCAGUCGCAUAUUGCAGCUGCCCACGACAUCGCGCGGCAUCGUCCUGCAGCGCUCGUUUGUCACAGUGGCACCUUUUCCCAUCGGCAUUGACGUCCGCGUGCUCAAUCAGCGCCGCCAGCAUCCCGACGUGCGCGAAUGGGUCGCGAAGCUCAAGGAGCGCUUUGCAGGGAUGCGCGUGAUUGUCGGGCGCGACAAGCUGGACUGGAUCAAGGGCGUGCGCGAAAAGCUCCUGGCCUUUGAGCUCUUCCUGGACCAGCACCCUGAGUGGGUGGGGCGUGUCGUCCUGGUCCAAGUGGCGCUCGCGACGGUCCAGGAGAACCACGAAGUCGGCGACGUGAGCGAUAUCGUGUCGCGCAUCAACCGCAAGCACAGCAGCUUGACGUAUCAGCCCGUGGUCUUCUUACAUGUCAACGAAAUCACCUUCAGCCAGUACCUGGCCCUCCUCACCAUGGCCGACGCCUUUGUGGCCACGUCGCUGAGAGAAGGUAUGAACCUCACGUCGCAUGAGUAUGUGAUUGCGCAGGAGGAGCGCAAACGCCCGCUCAUCCUCUCUGAAUUCACCGGCGCAUACUCCGCGCUGCGGGCCUGUAUUGGCAUCAACCCGUUCCAUGCCCAGCAAGUCGCCCAGGCCAUCGAGCGCGCAUUGACGAUGGAUGAAGACGAGAUGGCCCAGCGCUGGACGGAUCUGCACCGCACGGUGGUGUCCCAGACGGCGGAGCACUGGGUGCUGUCCGUGCUCAGCCAACUGGAACGCGCGCAUCUCAGUCAGCCGUCGCCCAACACCAUGUUCACGCCGCGCCUGGAAAUUGGGCAAAUGCAAGCCGAAUGGCGCGUCGCUGGGACGCGCCUCGUUCUGCUCUCGCUCGAGCACACACUCGUAUGGGAAGAUGCGAAGCAGCUCCACGAGCAUGGAUUUGAGCCACCGGCCGAGCUCGUCGGUGUGCUGCGUCGUCUCACGGCCGAUCCACGCAACUAUGUCUAUGUGCUGAGCCGCAAGAGCACCACGGAUCUCGAUCAGCUCGCACGCGCCGUGCCGGCGCUAGGCAUCAUCGCAGAGAACGGGUGCUAUGCCCAGCACUGUACACGCGCACCAGACGGUGCAUGUGAAUGGAUCUCGCUGGUCGACGGCAUUGACAUGAAGUGGCGGGAACCUGUCCGGAACAUUCUCGACUACUUUACCGAGCGCACGCCCGGCGCCUGGAUUGAGGAGCGCAGCACGACGAUCACAUGGUACUUCUGCGAGGGCACGACGAAUCAGCAGGAUGUGGCGUGGGCGCGGCGACAGGCAAGCGAGGUGCAAAGUCUCAUUACCGACUCGCUGGGCGAGCGCUUCUCGCUGCGCAUGAUCAACGAAAACACACACUUUGUCAUCAUGCCCAAGAAUGUGGGCUUCACACCAGCCGUGCAGUAUAUGCUCGCCCUCGAUAACAUGGGAUCGCUGCCGGUGCGACAGGGCACGCCAGGCAAGGCCUUGUUCGAGUUUGUGCUGUACAUUGGACACGACGAAAAGCUCCUUUCGCACUUGAAUCAUGUCGACUUGCCCUUUGCGCCGCGCACCUGCACGACCGCCAGGCCUGAUACGAUCGCUGGAUCGAUUGCAUCGUGCCAGCUCGAGCCGGGCAAGCAGGUGCUGGAUGCCCUCGAGGAGAUCGUCGACGUGCAUCUGCGCGACCUCAAAUGGGGCGGUCCGGCUAUGAUGGACGUGUAG
Malassezia restricta is the source of this 3246-nucleotide messenger RNA. Its product is annotated as trehalose 6-phosphate synthase complex regulatory subunit. Gene Ontology annotation, molecular function: catalytic activity. The coding region runs from base 1 to 3246 and encodes 1081 amino acids. The record is from RefSeq and is a predicted model, not a curated record. Gene Ontology annotation, biological process: trehalose biosynthetic process. The transcript has a single exon. Gene Ontology annotation, cellular component: alpha,alpha-trehalose-phosphate synthase complex (UDP-forming); cytosol. NCBI's taxonomy places the organism in Eukaryota, Fungi, Basidiomycota, Malasseziomycetes, Malasseziales, Malasseziaceae.